AUGGGUGCUAUGGAGGGGCAACUUUGGAUUGUAUUUAUGUGGGUGAGUGGUGUGGUAUGUGGUAUAUGUGUAUUAAUGAGUGAAAAUGACAAUAUUUUUAAUAAUAAUAACAAUAAUAUAAUAAUAAUUAUAAUAAUAAUAAUGAUGAUAAAAAUAAUGAAAAUAAUAAUAAUAAAUAAUAUGAUAAUAAUAAAUAAUGAUUAA
Dictyostelium discoideum AX4 is the source of this 204-nucleotide messenger RNA. RefSeq lists its product as hypothetical. NCBI's taxonomy places the organism in Eukaryota, Evosea, Eumycetozoa, Dictyosteliales, Dictyosteliaceae. Bases 1 to 204 code for a protein of 67 amino acids. The transcript has 3 exons. The record is from RefSeq and is a predicted model, not a curated record.